AUGAGCGGGCCAACAGCUAAGAGCAAGAGAGGGCCGACGGUGCUCAUGACCGACAGCCGCGACGCUGCACCCCGAGCACCCCAACGACCCGGCGCAGGACAGCGACAGGCGACAGGCGCGCGCUUGAUCUCGGUGGACAACAUCCUGCAGUACGCCUCCGACAUUCCCUCGCAGCAGCAGCGACGCGGCCCACCGGGCAACGCCAACCGCCCCAUCAUGCACACGCGCACCCCCAGCGGACGCCAUCCGCUCGAUCCCAGACUCACUGGCCGCCUGAUCCCCCAGCACAUGCCCACGCGCUCCAGCAAGCUCAGCGAAAAGCUCGUCCUGCUGCCCGAGACGGAGGGCCAGGAGGAGGACGAGAAGGGCGACUUUGACGACGACGAGUACGAGGGCCCGCCCACUGACGAAGACCUCGCGCGACGGACCCCCAAGGGCGGCCCAAACGACAAGAGCUAUGCCGAGCGCCUGCCCAAAGCGAAGCGGACGGAUAAGCUCUCGCGUGUCACGGCCUACUGCACCGCCCAGGCCUACAAGAUGAAGAGCACCGCUCAGUUCGUCAAGGACACGCACAAUGCGCGCACCAAGCUGUACGACGACUGCCUCUACACCGUAUACCACCUCCCGCUUCUGCCCGGAAACGAUGGCUACCGGGUCCGCAGUAGCCCGGCGCUCAAGAGCCCAGGCGGAAAGACGGUGCUCGACGAAGAAAUCGAGCGCAACGAGCAGCGCGAUCACCACGAAGGCUACUUUGGCGACGAAGAGACAUACUACGUGCGCGACGACCACGAGCUCGACCAGCCCUGGGACGGCAUGCACGACCGCCGAGACUCGACCGAGAACUCCAGAAUCGCGCCCAAUGCGCUGACCUUUGGCGAGAUGUUCGUCUUCUCGUACGGUGUCGUCGUUUUCUGGAACUUCACAGAGAAGCAGGAGAAGGACAUCUUGGCCGACCUCACCUUCUCCGCCGUCGCUACCGGAAUCAACAUCGCAAGCCGACCCUUGGCCGAGUCCGACUUCGAGACGGAAGAGUUCCAUUUCGAAUACAACCCCGAGAUUCAGCGACCCCGCGUCUACAACGACAUGAUUACCCUCAAGAGCGGAGACCACAUGAUCAAGCUAGCCAUGAGCCACGCCAUCGCGCAGAGCACCAAGCUUAGUCUGUUUGAGGAGAGCAUGAGCCGGACUAUGCUCGCCGCGCAAUACGUACCGAAGCGCUUAGCACUUACCGGAAAGUUGGGCAUGAGGAGAACGGAUGUAGUCAAGAUGAUUGGACAACUCUUCACCAGCCGUGUCGAGGUGAACCUGUCAUCGAAUAUGCUCGACACCCCAAGCUUCUUUUGGGACUCCGAACCUACCCUCCAUCCACUCUACACAGCUGUCCGCGAAUAUCUCGAGAUCAAACCCCGCAUCCAAGUUCUCAACGAGCGAUGUCAGGUCUUCUUAGAUCUGGGCGAGAUCCUCUCCGACUCCAUCAGCGACAAGAAGAUGACCAAGAUUACGUGGAUCAUCAUCGUACUCAUUGUCCUGAGUAUCUGCAUAACGUGUUUGGAGGUGCUGCUCCGGUUCGCUAUUCUGCAAAAGGGCAGGACUAAUGUUCCAGUGGCUGGUGACUUGGAAAUCAGGGCGGUAGAUGGACUCAAGGGAAUGGGUCCGCCCGUCACCUUGAUCCUCCAUCUCCCCAUUCACAUUCUCACCAGCCACCAGCCAAUCAUGAAAUUCAACACCCCUCUUCUCAACCUCCUCACCGUAGGCGCCAUCCUCAUCUCCGAUGCCUCCGCCCACAAAGACAAAAAGAAAGCCGCCGCGGAACUCGAGAAAGACAUGACGGCCCACACCCUGGAAGCCAAAGCUGUGAACUACAUGGUCUUUGUCGAGCCCCUAUGGCACUUCAUGGACAUGUGGCAUAACCAUGAGGCCUCAUACGGUGUUACGGGUCUGGACUGGGUGACGGAUGCUUGUACAGGCGUUGAUGACAGGCCGUUUAAGUGGGACUUCAAACCAGCUUGUAUCCGCCAUGACUUUGCGUAUCGAAACUUCAAGCGCCAGGGGAGGCUGGGUCAUCAAGCCCGCAAGAAAAUCGACAAGAACUUCAAGGAGGACAUGUACGAUCAAUGCAGGAAGGAAAAGCACAAACACCUGUGCCGUAUUGGUGCGAAGAUUUACUAUGCCGGUGUGAGGGUUAUGGGGAGGAGGGAUCUUGUUGAACCGGAGAAGACUAUGAUGCAUGCGACUGGAAUCGCCAAUGCUACCACCGAGGAUACUGCUGCAAUCGCUGCCAUCACCGUCGACUCGCAUGCUGAUAUUAGUGCUGAGGAGAGGGCUCAGAAGGUGUUUGAGGCUUGGAUUGCGGAGCUGCGAGCGCAUCCUGAGGUGCUGAUGGAGAUGACGGAGAGGGAUCUGGAGAAUGUGGAGGUGGCGCUCGAUGAGGGGAUCCAGGACAUUGAAAAGGGUGAUGAGGCGCAGGAAGAGAUGGCUGCUGUUUUUCUCUGA
Messenger RNA from Alternaria triticimaculans, 2493 nucleotides. RefSeq lists its product as uncharacterized. Gene Ontology annotation, molecular function: A2-type glycerophospholipase activity. The transcript has 5 exons. The record is from RefSeq and is a predicted model, not a curated record. The coding region runs from base 1 to 2493 and encodes 830 amino acids. NCBI's taxonomy places the organism in Eukaryota, Fungi, Ascomycota, Dothideomycetes, Pleosporales, Pleosporaceae. Gene Ontology annotation, biological process: phospholipid metabolic process; arachidonate secretion.